Thermothielavioides terrestris NRRL 8126 is the source of this 2380-nucleotide messenger RNA. RefSeq lists its product as uncharacterized. The record is from RefSeq and is a predicted model, not a curated record. Lineage: Eukaryota; Fungi; Ascomycota; Sordariomycetes; Sordariales; Chaetomiaceae. Gene Ontology annotation, cellular component: cytoplasm; cytosol. Bases 88 to 2046 code for a protein of 652 amino acids. Gene Ontology annotation, molecular function: glutamine-tRNA ligase activity; ATP binding. Gene Ontology annotation, biological process: translation; glutaminyl-tRNA aminoacylation. The transcript has 6 exons.
GGCACAAUCGUCCAUCGUCUCUCGAGCAGGAGGCGAGGCGUCCCUCAACGACGGGUGACAAGCAACGAACAACCCUUUCAGGAGACAAUGCCGGACGCCGUAGCAGACGCCGCUGCCAAGCUGCAGCUCGGUGACGCGCCGGCUGACAACGGGGCAAAGCUCCAGCUCGACGAGGAAACCGGGGAGUGGGUGUCCAAGGGAGAGCUGAAGAAGCGCCUGGCGAAGCGCGCAAAGAAGGCGCUCAAGGAGAAGAACAAGGAUGCGAACGACACCUCGGCAGCGCCGAAGGCUGCCCAGGACGCUGCAACGACCAAAAAGCCCAAGGAAAAGGCCGAAGAGGGGCCUCUCGAUCCGGAUGCCAUGUUCAAGCAAGGCUUCCUCAACGACGUCUACAACGAGCGUCCCGUCAAGCCCGUGUUUACACGGUUCCCACCAGAGCCGAACGGCUUCCUCCAUAUCGGCCACGCCAAGGCCAUCGCGGUCAACUUCGGGUUUGCCCGGUAUCAUGGCGGAAAGUGCUAUUUGAGAUUUGACGACACCAACCCCGAGGCCGAAGAGGAGAUCUACUUCACAGCCAUCGAGGAGAUGGUGCGCUGGCUCGGGUUCGAGCCCUACAAGGUCACGUACUCGAGUGACAAUUUCGAUAGGCUAUACGAGCUAGCCGAGAAGCUCAUCGGGCUCGGUAAAGCUUACGUCUGCCACUGUGGAGACGAGGAGAUCAAGCUGCAGCGCGGGGGGGAGAAGGGGACCAGCCCGCGCUACCGGUGCAAGCACGCCGAGCAGUCGGUGGAGGAGAACCUUCAGAAGUUUCGCGACAUGCGCGACGGCAAGUACAAGCCGAGGGAAGCUUUCUUGCGCAUGAAGCAGGACAUCACCGAUGGCAACCCCCAAAUGUGGGACCUUGCCGCAUACCGCGUGCUCGACAAGCCGCACCAUAGGACUGGCUCCAAGUGGAAAAUCUAUCCUUCCUACGACUUCACUCACUGCUUGUGUGACAGCUUCGAGGGCAUCACGCACUCCCUCUGCACGACCGAAUUCUUCCUGAGCAGAACUUCCUAUGAAUGGCUGAACAAGCAGCUGGUCGAGUUCCAGCCGAUGCAGCGUGAGUACGGCCGGCUCAGCAUCUCUGGCGCGGUGCUCUCCAAACGCAAGUUGAAGGAGCUGGUGGACAAGAAGAUUGUCCGGGGCUGGGAUGACCCACGCCUCUACACCUUGAUUGCCGUGCGCCGGAGAGGUGUGCCUCCCGGCGCCAUCCUCGAAUUCGUUAACGAGCUUGGUGUCACGACAUCCAACAGCAUUAUCCAGGUCACCCGGUUUGAGCAAACCAUCCGGCGAUACCUUGAGCGGACAGUGCCCAGGUUGAUGCUGGUGCUCGACCCUGUGCCUGUGGUUAUCGAAGACGCCGACGAGUUCGACGGGACGGAAGUUACUGCGCCUUUCUCGCCUAAGAACCCGGCGAUGGGCGACCACAAGAUCAAAUUCACCAAGACGGUCUACAUCGACCGGUCCGACUUCCGCGAGGUCGACAGCAAGGACUACUUCCGCCUCGCGCCGGGCAAGACGGUCGGCCUGCUCCAGGCGCCGUUCCCGAUCAAAGCCACCAGCUUCACCAAGGACGAGGCGACGGGCAAGGUCACCGAGGUCCGCGCCGUCUUUGACCGCGAGACCAAGAAGCCCAAGACUUUCAUCCAAUGGGUCCCGGCCGGCGAGGGCUCCGGCUCGCGGAAGUGCGAGGUGCGCCUCUACAACCCGCUGUUCAAAUCGGACAACCCGGCGGCGGCCGAGGGCGGCUACCUCAACGACAUCAACCCGGAGAGCGAGGUGGUCUACCCGAACGCGGUGAUCGAGUCGGGCUUCGACGAGGUCCGGGCGCGCGCUCCCUGGCCUGAGGCAGCGGGCGAGGAUAAGCAGCACAAGGGCGGCCCCGAGUCGGUACGCUUCCAGGGCAUGCGCGUCGCGUACUUCGCCGUGGACUCGGACAGCACAGAUGACAAGAUCGUGCUCAACCGCAUAGUCUCGCUCAAGGAGGACAAGGAGAAGAGCUGAGUUACGAAUCAGGGCGUGAUACUCUCCGCGUUGUCAAGUAAGCCUUGCAGGGCGUUACGGAUUAGACACUUCUUGAAUGGAGCUUCUUUGGCUUGGAGCCCCCUGACAUCGCCUCAUCAGCUUGGGCGACUGCCAUGCUUCGGUUGUUUCUGGGUUCGGCGGCCUUCUUCAAAUUCUGGAUUACACGUCCCUGCCAAAGCUGCCCAGCCUUUCAAUUAGCAGGUUGUUGCGCCCGAAUGUUUGGUGGAAUACCUACCUACUCAUGCGACGCGAUCAGCUUUAGCUUUUUUUUUUUUUUUUUUUUUAUAAACGUCGUCAUGGCCAACAUCCCGCA